AUGAACUACUGGAACACCGACUGUGGGAACUACUACGGUGCAAUUAUUUACUUCUGCUCCUUCUACCUUAUCAUAACCUAUAUUGUCAGAAAUUUGUUAGUAGCCAUAAUCAUGGAGAAUUUUUCAUUGUUCUAUUCAAGUGAAGAAGAUGCCCUUCUUAGUUAUGCUGAUAUUCGGAACUUCCAGGGUCGGCUAGAGGUAGAUCCAGAGAAAGACCGGGUGCUCUUCAAACACAUGUGCUACGAAAUGGACAAACUACACAAUGGUGACGACGUUUCAUUCCAUGACGUACUCUAUAUGCUUUCUUAUCGUUCUGUUGACAUCCGUAAAUCACUCCAACUCGAAGAGCUUCUGCAGAGAGAGGAAUUGGAAUUCAUAAUAGAAGAGGAAGUGGCAAAACAAACUAUUCGAACAUGGCUUGAAAACUGUCUUCGUCGGAUCCGGAAUCCUCAGAAGCAGAAGGAUACUUUCUCUGAUUCUGCCAAGCACUCACAUCCAGGAUCAGCAGCAGUAUACGUUUUAUUCUGCAUCAGUCGGGCCGCCCGGCUUACGCCGGUCCUCAUUCCUUACCUUUACCAAAAGUUCCAAACAUCGACUCUUUUACACGAAGCAGCAAAGAAGUUUAUGUCGACCACUAGCGAGAAAAAGUUAUCUCAAGCUCGUACACUUCGUCAACCGGAAGUGGCACAGCUACUUCCAAAGAGAGCGGAGGCAAAGAAAUCGUCAGCGAGCAAAACGUUGCAUUUGAACGUGUACGAUUUACCGGAUCUCGAAGAGAAAGUCGAAGAAGGAACAUUUUCUCCACCGAAAUUCAAAGGCGAAAAUGAUGAAAACUCUAUGCCAUUCUUCCUCCCACAACAAACUUCUACUUCUACGGUUUCGGGUGCAAACUCCAACGCCACUCGUGUUCCAAGUAUCGAAUCUACUCAAGAUAUUGCUCUCUGGUGGGAGUUGGUAAACCAAUAG
Haemonchus placei is the source of this 966-nucleotide messenger RNA. The record is from the annotation of a GenBank genome assembly. NCBI's taxonomy places the organism in Eukaryota, Metazoa, Nematoda, Chromadorea, Rhabditida, Trichostrongylidae.